Prunus armeniaca (apricot) is the source of this 930-nucleotide messenger RNA. NCBI's taxonomy places the organism in Eukaryota, Viridiplantae, Streptophyta, Magnoliopsida, Rosales, Rosaceae. The record is from the annotation of a GenBank genome assembly.
AUGGGUUGUCUCUAUGAAUCUCAUCACGAAGAGGAAAAAUCUGAAACCAACAAAAACAUUCCCAUGUUGUUCUUGCUUGGAGAAUUCUCUGGGGAAUCAAAUCAUGCGUGGUUAAACCCUAAAAACCACACCUCCAACUCCAAGCUCAUCAAAGUUCCAGAACUUGAGGACCAAACGGAGUGUCUCGCAUCCGGGUUUGGUUGGUUGCUCAUACAGUCUCGCAACACCUCCUCCCUCUUCUUUUUCAACCCCUUUUCACGUCAAAGAAUCAACCUCCCAUACCACCACAGCGUUAUCACUGCUGCUGCGUUUUCAGCCUCCCCCACCUCCCCUGAUUGCAUUGUUUUCACCUAUAGGAUGCCUAGCGUCUUUGGCGUCCGUAUUGACACUUUGCUUGUGGGACAAGAAACUUGGACCCGUCAUGUUUUCAUACGAGAUCCAAGCUUAUUCGGUGGAUCGAUCCAAGCCAUCUAUAACAAGGGAUGCUUCUAUUGUGUGGAUCCAUAUGGAAAAAUUGCCACAUUUGAUGCUAAACUGAGGACUUGGAACAUUGUUCGUGGCAAUGGUUUUGAGAGGGCUCGCAAUUAUUUCUUUGAGUUCAAUGGAGAAAUCUUUGCAGUGAAGAACAAGUCAGAUUCAACUUUUGCUGAGAAACUUGAGAGGCUCAAAGUGGAAGGAGGAACGUAUGGAUGGGAGGAGGUAGACUUGGGCUGCUUGGGUGAUGAUGUUACACUGUUUCUAGGUCCCUAUGGUUCCUGUGCUGUUCCAGGUUUAAGCAAUGUUGUUGGGAUGGAGAAGAAGGUUUUUGUGGCAGAUCGUAGGCCUCAAUCCAAGUGUCUUAUGUACAACAAGAGCAAUGGGUUUGGGAUGGUCGCUGAUGCAGGAUUCUUCUCUUGGUGUUAUGCCCCAAUUUGGAUUCAAAGCUCCUAG